Molecule: messenger RNA, 4275 nt
Organism: Ectocarpus siliculosus
Lineage: Eukaryota; Phaeophyceae; Ectocarpales; Ectocarpaceae
Source: the annotation of a GenBank genome assembly
AUGAAGCCGCAGGGCAGAAGGGGAGGCAAGAAGGCCCGGGAUGGAGCUGGCGGCGGAACUAAUGGCGGGCGCGGCAACAACAAGGGUGACAAUGGUGGCGGCCCAGGUGCUGUCGACGGUGGGCAGUCCUUUCCUGUGGUGUCAGACUCGAGGUUCUCCUCCAUGCACAGCGCACCGGCCUUCCAAAGAGUUAAGCCCGACGAGCGUAAGGUGCAGCUGGACGACAGGUUCAAGGCGGUGCUCACCGACCCGCGGUUUCAGGUUUCUGCUUCCAAAGUCGACAAGUACGGGCGUCAGGUGGACAAGGCAUCCAAGAAGGCCAAGAGCCAGCUCCGCGCAUUCUACAAAGUGGAAGAAGACGGACAGGUUGACGACGAAACCGAUGAGGGGUCAGGUGUAGACGAUGAGGACGAGGAGGAAGAGGAAGAGGAAGCGGAGGAAGAGAAGGAGGGGGAGGAGGAGGAAGAGGAGGAGGAGGAAGAGGAAGAGGAGGAAGAGACCGGGGAAGGAGGAAUGGCCACUGUGGAAGAAUCUCGACAGUCCUACCUCACUCGACUCUCCCGCGGGGAGAUAUCGGGGUCAUCUUCGGAUACGUCGGACGAUGACGACGAUGACAGCGAUGAGGAUGACGAAGGCGGGUCUGAGUCUGGCGUUGGCAGGGCGGGACUGGACGACCCCUCCAGAGAGGCCAUUCCCGUGUCGGAGGACACUUCCAGGCGGCUCGCGGUCACCAACUGCGACUGGGACCACAUGAGGGCAAGGGACCUGAUGGUGCUGUGCGGGUCCUUCUGCCCCGGCAGUGCCCGGCUGCUCUCGGUGGAGGUGUACCCGUCGGACUUCGGGCUUGAGAUGAUGAAAGUGGAGGCGGCCGCGGGUCCUCACGCGGCUCUCUCCGGCAGCAUACCAGCCGCACAAAGCGGUGGCCACUCCGACAGCGACGAAGACGAAGACGAAGACGACGACGACGACGAUGCGGCUUCCGGCGGCGACGGCGACGGCGGUAGCGGGGAAGGAGCGGCGGGCGGCGUUUCCACCCCUGCAGGGACCGCGGUGGACGGCAGGGUGGUGAGCCGCCGCCGCCCCGGCGUCAUCAUCGAAGAGUACCGCACCACCGGGGGGGAUGAGGAAGACAACGGCGACGACAAUGGGGAAGAAAAUCUCGACGGUUCCGGAGCGACUAAGAAAGGGCUUCCUUCUGCGGCGGGCGAAGGAGACGUGGGACGUCGCGGGAAUGACUCGAAGGGCUUCGAUCCGGAGACGCUGAGGGUUUAUGAGCUGCGGAAACUCAAGUACUACUUCGCGGUGCUGGAGUGCAGCUCCGUGGCCGCCGCGGAAGCCAUCUACAGGGAGGUCGACGGGAUGGAGUUCGAGCACUCCUCGGUGGCGUUAGACCUGCGGUUCAUCCCGGACGAGGUCUCGUUCGAGGGCAGGCAGGUCCGGGACAAGAGUUCCUCCGUGCCCUCGUCGUACCAGCCGCCUUCCUUCAUUUGCAAGGCCCUUCAGCAGACGAGGGUGGAGUGCACCUGGGACGAGGCACCUUCCGAGAGGCAGGUGCUGUUGGGGAGGGUCUCUCAGUGGAGGGACGCGGCGGAGGAGGACUUCGAGGCGUACCUGGCGUCAUCAAGCGACGACGACGACUCGGCCUCCGACGACGACGGUGAGAAGGAAGAAGGAGGCGGGGGUGGUGGCAGGGCCAAGAAGGGCGGGGCGGCAACGGCAAAGGAAGACAAGAAGGCCGCUGCCCGCAGCGCUCGGAAGCUCCUCCUGCGAGACGCGCUCGGAGGGUCUUCGGAUGAUGACGACGAAGAUUCUGAUGCAUCGAUGGGGAGUGCCGGCGGUGGAGAGCCUUAUUCGGGGGGCGGAGGCCAAGACGGAGACGAAGGGGAAGACAAGGAGUUUACUUUCGUUCCUCGCGGUUCGGCUGGUGCGGUGGUCGAGGAUGGAUCAGAGAUCGUUUCAGGAGGGGCGGAGGGUUUGCUGGCCCGUCGGAAGGCGAAGGAGGCUUUGGCCAAGGAGACCCCGUGGGAGGCGUCCCUGCGAAAGGAGAGGGAGAGAAAGAGGGCUAGGAAGAAGGCCAUCAAGGAGCGUAUCGAGGCGGAAGAAGCGGAUGAUGACGGAGAAGAUGGAGAGGCCGACGGUUUCUUCUUGGAGGAGGCGGUGUCGAAGGGCAAGGGGUCUAAGAGCAGCAACAGGAAGGGCAAGAACGGGAUGGCGAAGGACAGGGGUUCGGGGGACACGGAUGGAGAUUCGGCCGCCGCGGGAAUCGCGGGGGGGGCGGAUGAUGAGGAGGAAGAGGACCGGCGGGACUACGACAUGCACCGGCUGGCCCGCGAGGAGAAGCUCAAGGGCAAGAAGCUCAGGGGCAAGCGGAAACGGAAGGAGGCCGCGAGAGAGAAGGCGCCCGGGCAAGACUUCAGGGUGGACGUGGCGGACGAGCGUUUCGCGGCCCUGCUGGAGGGGGACACGCGGUUCGGAAUCGAUCGAACAGACUCCAGCUUCAAGGAUACCGAGGGGAUGCGCUCCAUCCUGGAAGAGCGCACCCGACGGAAGGGCAAGAAGAGACGCGCCGAUCGCGACGGCCCCGAUGCCGGCGACAACGCCGGCGACGGUCGAACCGGCGGCGGCGGCGGCGGCGGCGGCGGCACCAGCAAUGGUGUUGGUGCUGGCUUGUGUGGCGGGAAGAAGGGUGACCUGUCGUUGCUCGUCAACAAGCUCAAAACGAGGGGCCUAGCAGAAAACGGCAGCAGCGGUAGCGGUGUGAAGGGUUUCGGUGCCGAGAGAUCUGGCAGCGCGGGUGGGCAGCGGAAGGCGGGGGGGCAACAAGGUUUCGGUGCUGACGGUGCUGAUGGGGGUGGGAAGGAGGCACAGACGGGGGGAGGUGGUGGCAAGGGCCGAAGGGGCAAGAAGAAGCGCAGGAAGGGUUAGCCUCUAAUUUACAGUCCCCGGCAGUGAUGGAAGGCGCAGGAUGCUCUGCAUGUGGAAAGCUCUACUCGUGUAGGUCAGCACAGCGCUGUCGUUGCAAAAUCGUCAUCCCCUCCAACUACCAGGUGCCCUGAAGCUUGCUGCUGAAAUCUUGAAGUAAACGGCAAGGUUUUUGAGAGCGCACGUAGAGGGAGGUGUUUUUUCCGCGAACCCCGGUACCAUGAGUCUACGAGCAGGAGCCUGUGUGUUUUUCACGGUGUGUUUCGUCUAGUCUGAAGGGUUUUUGACUUUGAGGCCUUGGACGCGUGCUUAGCUCAUGAAACGGCUGGUACAAUUUACUUGUUGUCGGGGAAGCACUGAUAUCGAGUUGCAUAUUGGACUGUCGGCUGUUCAGCCAGGAGCUUGGCUCAGCGCCGGUAUGCGUACGACCCCGUACUAUCGUACCAGAGCCCUCCCUGCCUGUGCAUGUCCACGUUUGUGUGUGCGCUGUGUGGUUGUGUGUUUACCAACGAGCUUAGAUUCGAAUUCCGAUUUCGUUCGAAGUGUACACGUCCUGUGUAACGCGGGCGGAUGAUUCCAGACUUAAAACACCUGGGGUGCUGCGAGGUAGGGUUGGCUUCAUUUGAUUGGUGGGCCAGUUGGCGCUGUCGAUGCUAUAAUCUGAGGAACACACAUGACCGACAAUUGCGUGAAGUAGUAAAUGACUUGAGACGACGGAGCGGAAGAGAUGGGACCGGACAGCCCUCAAUUGUACCAUGUUUCCGUAGGGAGCGGGACGAGUGAAUGUGUGGACGAUGUCCUUAGCGGCACCGUGAACGUUACCGAGUGGGGGCUGGUGGGACGAGCUGCCUGCGAGAUGGUUAGGUCGUGUAGCCGAUCUUGACGCUGGAGGUAUCAUAGGUUGUCGCAGUUCAAAGGAUGCUUCCUCAAGUUGCAUGCGCGCAAUUGCUCCGCAUACAUUCCUCAGACAUGACUGCGCGUGCGUGCUCCACUCAAUCAACAAAACAAAAUGGCCCCCUUUUUUGUGGUACUUUCAGGGGCAAGUGCCGGUCCAGACGUACGUACGUGGAUGUCGUAUCUGAGGCGAAGAACCUUAGUCGAUUAAUCGGUCUUGUGUCGGGUUAGGAAUCGGCGAGCCUGCUUCGUCGUUGCGACGAUGAUGCAGGCGCUACAACCGGUACCCGAGCGCAGCUAUUGUAGGUGACUUUUGGCGUUGGUCUGACGUUACGUUGAAACGUUACCACACCCUGGAAAUAAGCGUGUCAAUACGCGGCGGCCAGAUGAUCCCCUUAUUCGGCGAGAUAUUUUUGUUUGUAGUGGUGCAGAAAUCGCGGUGUUCCAUCAUAACUAUCA